Molecule: messenger RNA, 1218 nt
Organism: Rhagoletis zephyria (snowberry fruit fly)
Lineage: Eukaryota; Metazoa; Arthropoda; Insecta; Diptera; Tephritidae
Product: U11/U12 small nuclear ribonucleoprotein 48 kDa protein
Source: RefSeq, a predicted model, not a curated record
CAGCUGCUCACAUAACAAAAACAAAAAUGCCGUAGAUUAAAGAAAAAGAGACAAAACAAUAAAGGUUUUCUCCGGGGAGUAAACGAGCGAUUCGUGAGCCCGAGAAGCGUCUUGGUUUUAGUUUAUUUACCGCCAAAAUUGCGAAAAGCGCGUAGGAUAUGGGAUUUUCAUUUAAAUUGUAACAAUGGCCGAUAAUAGCAAGGAUACCUGUUUGAAUGCAUUCAUAGUUGAGAGCAAAGCACGGCUGAGGAAAAUUUUGGAACGCCUUGAAUGGAGUGUAUGUAGAAAAUUUUUCUUACAGAUUAUUGUACAGGGCACGGAUUCGGAGGAUGCCACACAAAACGACAUUCAUGUGGACUUUGACUCGGAACCAGAGUUUCCUCCAAGCUAUGCUAAUGGCAAUUUCAUAAAAACCGAUGUUGCAGAAUUACGUAAAAUCGUAAAUGACGAAAGCAUAGAAGUUCCGAGAAGAUUCUCAGAUUUGCAGCUGAAUUUUAAACGGCAGCAGAAGCUCGCCAUUUACGAGCAUGUUGUGGCUAACACAGAGAAAUGCUCCGAGCUAGCAUUAAAUGUUCCGGCAUUGAAUGAAGGUUCACUAACGUUUGCUGAAAUUGUAGCGCAAAAGAAACGUGAAACGAAAAAACGCCGGCGGUAUCGAAAGAGUAAGCCAACGCAUAUUGAAGAGGUGCGCGCUGUUUUAGAUCUACAAAUGCAAGCAUUGCAACAGUAUCUUAAAACAAAAUCUGGAGAGGAGCGUAGAAUUAAACCGGAAAUGUAUAAAGGACAUAAGCGAAGAUCUAUAGAAAAGUACGAAAGAUUGAGUAAACGAGCAAUUCGUGAGCCCGAGAAGCAUUAUAAUUACCACAAAAGUAGAAGUAGGAGCGCUGACCCCAAAAGUUCAAAGAAAAGUAGACAUAGAAGUCGCAGUCCUACCAGAAGUCACAAGAAUGAAAAGCAUGCCCGCGAUCGUAGCAGUAGUACGAAAAGAAAGAAACAUAAACAUCGCAGUAGAAGCCAUAGCAAAAGGAAAAGUCUCAAGGGAACGAUCCGUAAUAGAAGCAUCAAAAAGAAAAGUCACAAACGGCGGAGUAGAAGUUAUAGGCGAGGCCAUCAUAGAAGAGAAGGAGAUUAUCCCGAGAGUCCCAAAGUCGGGCUGUAAGCCAGGAAAGCGAAUACUUCUACUACAUACUUGAGUGUAAAAACUAAACGCGAGCAGGA